Messenger RNA from Condylura cristata (star-nosed mole), 216 nucleotides. It is a transcript of the gene LEMD1, whose product is annotated as LEM domain containing 1. Bases 1 to 216 code for a protein of 71 amino acids. Lineage: Eukaryota; Metazoa; Chordata; Mammalia; Eulipotyphla; Talpidae. The record is from RefSeq and is a predicted model, not a curated record. The transcript is spliced from 2 exons.
AUGGUGGAUGUGAAGUGUCUCAGUGACUGCAAAUUACAGUAUGAACUCCAUAAGCUUGGAUUUUCACCUGGCCCAAUACUACCGUCCACCAGAAGAGUAUAUGAAAAAAAGUUGGUGCAGUUGUUGGUCUCCACUCCCUGUACAUCUCUUGUGCUGGGUGGACCCAGAGAGCGGGACAGAAUUGAAGACCUUGACAUCAGUGGAGGUACCUUGUGA